AUGCCAAUUCCACUAGGCUUGAUUGUGCCCAGUUUUAAGAUCGGCGCCGGUUUGGGAAGAUUCUACGGCGAGUGCAUGUCCUACUUCUUCCCGAAGGGCAUCAACCCCUUCCAGGACCGCUCCGACUAUCCAAUUCUCGCCGGCGCCUACGCGGUGGCCGGCUCGGCGGCCUUCGCCGGCGCCAACACCGGCGCCCUCAGCUCCGCCGUCAUCGCCUUCGAGAUGACCGGCCAGGUGACCCAUCUGCUGCCGGUCAUUGUGGCCAUUCUGGCGGCGACCAUCACCGCCCGGCUCUUCUGCCCCUCCAUCUACGACUCGCUGAUCAUCCUCAAGAAGCUGCCCUACCUGCCCUCGAUCCUCCCCUCCAGCUCCACCGGCCACCGCAUCUUCGUGGAGGACUUCAUGGAGCGCGACCUCCUCUUCGUCUUCGGCAAGUGCACCUACCGCUACCUGCGCCACCUGCUCAGCUCCAAGACGGGCGCCAAGCUGCGCAUCUUCCCCUUCGUCAAGUCGCCCGAAAGUAUGAUCCUCCUGGGCACGGUGGAGCGGACGGAGCUGCAGGCGCUCCUCGACAACCACCUCAGCCGCCAGCGGAUGGUCUUUGAGCUGCGCAAGUCAAUGCAAAGUCUGAGCGCCCAGGUGGCCGCCAACUGUCCGGUGCAUGGGCCCACGGGGCAGCAUCAGCAGCAGCCACAACAAGGGCAGCUCGGAUCGCAGCCCAAUCUUCAGCAAAACCGGCGAUUUCAGGUGAACGCCGUCUCGGAGCCGCCGGCGGAGGAGACCAUUGAGGUGACGUCGCUUGGGACAGUCGCUUGGGAAGAGGAGCAGCUGGAUGUGCGAGUGGACUUUACCAACUGUCCCAUUGAUCCGGCGCCCUUUCAGCUGAUGGAAGGUACCUCGCUGUUGAAGGUGCACAACCUCUUCUCCCUGCUGGGACUGCAGCUGGCGUACGUCACCUCGCUGGGCACUCUGGUGGGCGUGGUGGCGCUCAAGGAGCUGCGAAAGGCAAUCGAGGAGAUGGAGGCAGGUCAGCUGCCGAGAACCAAGUCACGGGCAAACGGCCUCAAUGAGGACAUUCAGGAGGAGGACGAGGAAGAGGAGGAGGAGGAGGAGGAAAUGGAUGGACAGGCUGGAGGGGAACAAGGCAAACAGGAUGAUGAGGGACCAGAGGAGGCAGAG
Rhagoletis zephyria (snowberry fruit fly) is the source of this 1179-nucleotide messenger RNA. NCBI's taxonomy places the organism in Eukaryota, Metazoa, Arthropoda, Insecta, Diptera, Tephritidae. The record is from RefSeq and is a predicted model, not a curated record.